Molecule: messenger RNA, 1593 nt
Organism: Penicillium salamii
Lineage: Eukaryota; Fungi; Ascomycota; Eurotiomycetes; Eurotiales; Aspergillaceae
Source: the annotation of a GenBank genome assembly
AUGAGUACAUCGGCUCAUUCGCGCCUCGCUACGGCGGCAAAGCAAUAUCCAGUUCUCGCGACCGCUUUUAGCAUCAUCGUAUUGAUAGCUACAAUCUUCUUGGUUAUCCAAGAGGUCUUCACACCGGUCGGAAAACGCAGACCACCCCCCGGAAAGAAAUGGAAACUUCCUCCAGGUCCCCGAGGAAUACCCAUAUUUGGUAAUAUUUUGCAGCUCAAAAACGCCAAAGAUGAUCGAGAUCAUAAAAUACACAAUGAGCUUGCAAAGUAUGGUGAAAUGACCACUCUGCAUCUCGGAUCUAAAACCUGGGUUCUGCUCAACAGCAAGCGUGUGGUGUCCGAAAUCAUCGCAAAACGCGGCUCCCUUACAAAUGGUCGAACCCCAAUGCCCAUUUCUAGUGGAAUUGUUAGCCGAUAUGGACGAUCCUUGCUGCUUCCACCUUCGCAAUGGACUGAAAAGCGACGGGUGAUGCAUUCCCUUUUGAGUGGAACGGCCUUGAAGCAAUAUGGGUCAUGGCAGGAGCUUGAAAGUACUCAGAUGCUUGCGGAGUAUCUUUUCCAGCCGGAAAGGUGGUACCGCCACCAUUAUCGAUAUGCGAAUUCUGUUGUCCAUCGUAUAGCACUCGGUGAGCGAUUGGUCAAGACAGGAAGGGAGUUGGCUGAUUUACAAGAUGUUGUCACUCUUUUUGUUGGAAGCAUUGGAACUAGCCUGGUGGACUGGUUCCCCGAACUAGAUCAACUACCCCGCGUUUUGCAGCCAUGGCGAAAGCACUGGGAGAAGCUUGGAGACUGGAACGAAGAGGUCUACAAGUCAUGGUGGAUUCCGGCACGCGAGAAGGUAGAAAAUGGGACAGCACCCCCUUCAUGGAUUCGGGACGUUCUUUUGCAUCCAGACACCAAGUUCACGGGCAACGAUCAAGAGGUCAUGUAUGUUGCUAUGCAGCUUCUGGAGGCAGGAUCAGAUACGACCAGAGAAGUCCUGAACAUCUUCGCUAUGGCUGCGAUCUGUUAUCCGAAAACAUUUCAAAAGGCCAGAGAAGAGGUCGACAUGCACUGCGGCACCGCGAAAAAAUUCCGCCUGCCUGGUAUCGAUGAUUUGGAGCAAAUGCCAUAUAUAUGCGCUUUUAUCAAGGAACUCCUUCGCUGGCGACCGAUUUUCCCUUUCACUCCCGACCACGAGCUGACAUCGGACAUGGAAUUUGAGGGAUAUCAUUUCCCAGCAGGGGUCGGAUUCGUGAUUAAUGAGAUCCCGGUAUGCAACGAAUGUGAGGACCCGGAGGAUUUCAAGCCUGAAAAGUGGCUGGAUGGACAUGAGACCGAUCCUGCACACGGACUUUGGCAGUUCGGAGGAGGUCGUCGUAUUUGUGUUGGCUACAGAUUAGCAUUCCGGGGCCUUUUUAUCAACGUUGCUCGCUUGGUAUUCUGUUACGACUACGAGGCAGCUGGACCUUAUAACUCGAAGAUUUUGAAUCACCACCGAACUGGUGAACCAUUUCCAGUCAAGAUUACCCCAAGAAGUGAGCAACAUGUAAACUUGAUACUGGGGGAAGCAACUCGGCUUGAUGUCUUGGAAGAUUCUAAACGCCAAACAUAA